CGCAGCUGGCGGGGAGUCGGAGUGGGCCAGUGGAAUGUUCGGUGGCUGUUCGUAGUUUCCCAACGGGGAGAGUGAGUACCCCUCCGCUCGGCCGUGGAGAUGACCAACUCGUCUACAGGCUGGAACUGCAGGGGCGGCGGGCAGCAGGACGUUGACAAUCUGGCCGAACUGGACUGGUAUCACUACGACCUCUCUCGCCAUGCUGCUGAGGCCCUUCUCCUGUCCAAUGGCAACGAUGGGAGCUACCUUCUGAGGAAAAGUCACGAUGCCCCAAACUUGUACGCACUGUCGGUAAGAGGCAAAGAUUCCGUCAAACACUUCCAGAUUGAGUGGAGUGACGGCACAAUCAAAUUUGGUUUUAGUGAGUUCCAUUCACUAUCAGAGUUUGUCAAUCACUUUGCCAACCAGCCACUGAUUGGAAGCGAGACAGGAACACUCCUUGUGCUUAAAAGUCCGUAUCCGCGGCAAGUGGAAGAGCCCUCCAUUUACGAAUCAGUCCGGGUUCAUACAGCCAUGCAGACUGGACGCACGGAGAACGAUCUUGUUUCCAAGGCUGCUUCGCUGGGCACCAAAGAAGGCUAUCUUACAAAACAAGGAGGCAGAGUAAAGACUUGGAAAACCAGAUGGUUUAUUUUACAUAGGAAUGAACUGAAGUAUUUCAAAGACAAAAUGUCUACAGAACCAAUCAAGACGUUAGAUCUAACUGAAUGUACUGGGGUACAAUUUGACUAUUCACAGGAGAGGAUUAAUUGUUUCUGCUUAGUAUUUCCUGAAAGAACGUAUUAUAUGUGUACAAAGACAGGGAUUGAAGCUGAUGAAUGGAUCAAGUUAAUACGGUGGAAACUGUCUCAAAUGAAGAAAGCUGCGAAAACUUAAACCAGCAAGAAUUUCCUCCAGAACAGAGGCAGCUUUUAAUGAACUUCACUUAAAAGUGUAGAUUUGGAAGAAAUUCUAAAACUUGCUAUAGUUUUAUUUUCAUGAAGUUACACCAAGAUCCUUUGCCCAUCAAAAAACAUUUGGUCCCUUUACUGGAGCAAUAGAAUUCAACAGCAGGUGGUAAACUUGGAAUCUACAUUUAUGUGUUUUUCUGUAUUACAAAAAGGAUGCAAUAACUUUGGGGAAAGAUAAUAUAAACGGGACCUUGUACCUCACAAGCUCUGGCGAAAUGGAAAUUACAACAAUAGAUGUGCUUUAUAGUGGUUAAGCAGGAUGAGUGCAUGGAGAAAACUUGUGUAAAGCAUAAGCAAAAUGUUAUACCUGUAAAGUUAUGUAGAUAUCAUUGGUUAACCAAGAGAAAGGAUGAAAUAGUAGGUUACUCAGCAAUAACUGUCUUUCACCUUUGCAGAGUCAGCUUGAUAAAUGUUUAAUUUAAAUUAUUUAAUCAUCAACCCAGUUGCUGGUUUUGCAUAAUGUUAAGAAUGUGCUUAAGAGAAGUUUUUAACAUAUUACAAUUAAUACAGGUGAAACCCUCUUGUCUUGCAUGCUGUGGUUAGGUAUGUUUUGAAUCCAGCCACAUUAGUUUGCAGACUGACCACCAGGAUAGCUGUACUAGAAUUUUAGAUUAGUAAAAUUUGAGAUAUGAAAUAAAAAUUUGCUCUUAUGGAAUUUUUCUCUUCAUACCAUAUACCCACACACAGGACUGAACCAGUAAUUGAUCAAACAUGGGUGUAAUUGCAUAACAUGAGCAUGUUGGGCCAGAAGGGCCUGUUACUUAUCUCUAAAUAAGUAAAUAAAAUUGGCAAAGUUUCUGAUUAAUUGUAAAUAAGGGCCUGGAGUCAAACAAUAUCAAAAGCUGAUUACAAAGUAUCAUAGCACAUUGUGAAGUCCAUUGACUUAUUGCCAAACUCUGUCCUGACUUGUCUGGACUAUUGGAUGUGACUCCCUGUUAUAUCAAAUACUUGUUUUUAUAUGCUAUACUGUAGUGAUUUUCCAGGGAAGCCAGUGCAAAAUUUCCAUGAUGCUGACCCCAUCCUCAUGACUGGCUCUCCGUAUGGAUCUGGCCACACACUCUGCCUGGACUUUUUACAAUCCAGACUAACAAACAAACAAGCAGUACUGCUGAAUUAUUGGAGUUUCAGCACACCCACCCAUGUUAAAACUAUCAAUAUGGUUUAUGCUCCUUUAAAGGCAAAAGCAAGAGAGCAGGACAGAACGU
Molecule: messenger RNA, 2155 nt
Organism: Mobula hypostoma (lesser devil ray)
Lineage: Eukaryota; Metazoa; Chordata; Chondrichthyes; Myliobatiformes; Myliobatidae
Gene: dapp1
Product: dual adaptor of phosphotyrosine and 3-phosphoinositides
Exons: 9
Coding region: 100-876 (258 amino acids)
Source: RefSeq, a predicted model, not a curated record